Molecule: messenger RNA, 2832 nt
Organism: Colletotrichum aenigma
Lineage: Eukaryota; Fungi; Ascomycota; Sordariomycetes; Glomerellales; Glomerellaceae
Gene: SLX4
Product: Structure-specific endonuclease subunit SLX4
Exons: 1
Coding region: 1-2832 (943 amino acids)
Biological process (GO): DNA repair; DNA replication
Cellular component (GO): Slx1-Slx4 complex; nucleus
Molecular function (GO): DNA binding; 5'-flap endonuclease activity
Source: RefSeq, a predicted model, not a curated record
AUGGGGUCUCCGUUCGGGACCAUUCCUCAUGACCACUACAGCCUCUCCUCCUCGCCAGGACUUCCGUCUCUCGACCAGAUCAAAUCACAGAACCCUUCACGACCUCCGCUCCGAAGUGGCAGCGCGGCGAUGCCCAUUCCCGACAAUGCAAGCCAUAGCUUCAGUAGCAUGUCCAGCUUCCUCCGCCACGAGCACUCCACGAUCGAUCUAACGACUCCGUCUAAACCUCCGACCGAGACCUCUGGCAUGCCUCCGCCACCGCUACCCGAAGAGGAGGAGCCAGUUGUUGUGUGCCUCGCGACGGUAUCGAAACCGAAGCGGAAAAGAGGUGUCAAGGUGUUGGAGAAGAAGCCAGGCCAACCGCCUCCAAAACCAGCCAAAGCUGGGAAGGCCGCCAAGGAGAAGGAGGAAACCGAGGCCGACCAACCGUGGAAGAAGUACUUGAAGGACGCUGCCGAGAAAGAAGAGAAGGAGGCCAAGGCUACAAAGGCCAAACCUGCGGCCAAAGCUAGAACGAUGAGGAAGAAGAAGGAGGAAACUGUCAGUCGCCACUUUGCCAAACCGAAAGACGAGGACAAGGACCAGGACCGGGAGGCUGAGGCGCCUAAGCCGCCAAAGAGGACCAAGAAAGAUGCGGAUGAACCUUUGGAUUUGGAGGCGGCUAUGCGCCGUCACAAGGAUUGGACACCGCCGCCUGCCGAUACUGCUGCUGGUUCAAAUCAACAGGUCGUGGAUUUGCUUUCCUCAACCGAUAAGACCUCAAGUCUUGUCGCCUCAAAGGAGACUUUCGAUAAUCUUUUCAAGAACUAUGCGCACCCGGAGGAGGAGCCGGUACGGCCUUCCGUCGAGCCACCCGACAAUGAGCGUCAGGUCUUAGGGAAGAGGAAGUUGAUCGAGACUGUAUCUAUCAACGAAACGGCCAAGGCGGGCCCGUCCGAGAGAGCGGCCCCGAAGGCCAAGGCGCCCAGGAAGAAGCCUCGAACUAUCACUGAGCUGGCGACAGCUGCCUAUAAGGUCCCAGAAGCUACUGAGCAGCAGGAAACAGCUGCACUUGCACCCGAGAGCAAUGGUGUCGAAGCAGAGGAGCCGAAGGGCAAGGGAAAGAAGAGGGCAUCCAAGGCCAAGAAGCCGAAAAAGAUGCCACCGCCGGAACCUGUUCUUCUUUCACCGACCGCAGCUUUGAGACAGGCCGCAAAACAGGACUACGUUUUUGGCACUUCGAGCCAGCUGGCUCGGGAACACUCGCCAACAUUCCUACGAGACCUUCAAUCAGCUCUCCAAGCUUCAAACUCGCGAGGAAAGGAGGACGACCCCUUCGUGACGCCCAUCAACAGUGAUGCGGUAGAACCAGAACCGCGACAGAAGCUAUGGGGUGUCGGGGCAAGAGACGAAGAUGGCAGAGUUUUGGACCUCGAAGUCAUCAACUUGGCAGACACGCCACAGGGAAAUGAAGGCACAUCUGAAGGGCCCAAUCCAUUUGGAUACGUGGCCGCGGACAAACAGGCGCCACCACCACCGAAUCACUUUCCAUCAGAUGACUCGUUCCCUGAUAUUGACGAUCUUCUCGGAAAAGCAAUUGCCGGGGAGCUGCCUAGCAUUCAAGAGGAGGCACCAUCCUUUCAACCUACGGCAGCUCAAACCGCCCCGAAGGAACCAAGCCCUGCGCCCGAACAUGAAGCCGCGUCCCCAGCCGAAAAGGACAUCUCCGAGGAUGACAUUGACCUGCCGCCGCCGCGGUUGCCGUCAGUGACUGGCAGAGGAACACGACAGCCUGCUGCCAAAGCCAAACCUGUCCAAGAACCCAGCAAACCCAAAUUCGACCUAUACACUGACGUCCAGCUCGCACGUGAAAUCUCCUCGUACGGGUUCAAGCCAGUCAAAAGACGCACGGCUAUGCUUGCUCUAUUGGACCAGUGCUGGGAAAGUAAGCAGCGACCAGCGCUUUCUUCCCUCCCCACGAACCAUCCGAUGAUCUCGACGAUAUCUGAGUCACAGACAGCUGCCAAUGUGCAAAGGGCUGCAGCUGCUGUGUCACCCAAACGCCCGCGGGGCCGUCCGAGAAAGAACAGUGACGUUGCGCCAGCAUCCCAGGAGGUGUCACCUAAACGUGGGCCGGGACGGCCCAGGAAGGACCCCAGCAUCGAAGUCAUGUCGUCGCCCAAACGCCCGCGGGGUCGCCCGAGAAAGAGUAGCAUCGAGAUCCCGUCCAGUGAGCCGCCGCCGUCAGCUCAGCCUCCACCGCCAUCUCCCAAACGGCGACCCGGACGGCCGAGGAAAACCGCUGAGCCGACACGAACCACCGGCGGCACGAUAAGCAACAAGGGUAAAUCCAAGGCAGCUGCAGAUACCCCAGACGUAGCCUCGCCGGCGGCGUCACGCGCGAGGAAGCUUGCGUCGCAGAACAUCAUCGAGAUUCCUGAUUCGGCCUCUGAAGGGUCACUGUCGCCGUCGCCCUACUCAUCUCCGGAACCAAUGUUCUCGUCACCGCCGCCGGUGGAUGCUUCCUUAUCAAUCACGGAAGAUACGGAGAUGUCGCUCGCUGCGUCGCCAAAGAGCCAGGAGUCUGCGGCUCUGUUUGAGUGCAUCACCGAAGCCGUGACGACGGCACCCCCAACCACGGACCCGAAGAAGCCCACAUUUCAUGAGAUGAUGUUGAUGUAUGACCCUAUCGUGCUGGAGGACCUUGCCACUUGGCUGAACACAGGUCAGCUGUCUAGAGUUGGAUACGACGGAGAGGUCUCUGCGGUUGAAGUGAAGCAAUGGUGUGAGUCCAAGAGCGUUUGCUGUCUUUGGCGCGAGAGCUUGCGAGGAGGCGAGAGGAAGAGAUAUUGA